UUUGUAGCCUCAUAUCUUUCAUUCAUUGUGGCUGUGAAAGAGGACUUAGAGAAGGGAUGGAUCUUUAUCCUGAUGGCGUUUGUUGAUGCUGAUCCUCUGAAGCUUCUUUAUUUAUUUUUAUCAUCAUAAUUAGGCUCUUUUUUAUUAUUAUUAGUGGGUUUCUUCCUUCUUUGGAGUUAAUUUCAUGUCUCACUUUUACACACUCGCAUCUGCAUAACUUUAGUUUGGGCUCUGGGACGCUCACAGCAUGUAUAAGUUAUGCAUUUUGGUGGUGAUGUGCUGCGCUUUCACCUCUUGGUGCUUCGUGGUGCCAAAGUGCACCAGUGCAGAUCCAAAGGAAUCAGAGGCAAAGACUGGGAUUGAAAGCAGUGCAGAAGAAAGGCUGCAAGAAGAGAUGGAUGGUCAGGAAGAAAUCAUCUCUAAGCUGCUGGGUGAUUAUGACAAGGUGAAAGCCCUCUCUGAAGGCGCUGACUGUGGGUGUAAAUGUGUCGUCAGACCCCUGAGCAGGAGCGCCUGCAGGCGGAUUGAAGAGGGAAGCGCCACCGCGCAGGACUUCUACACCGUGGAGACCAUCACCUCCGGACCGGAGUGCAAAUGCGCCUGCAUCGCACCUCCUUCUGCGGUCAAUCCAUGCGAGGGAGAGUUCAGGCUGAAACAACUCAGGGAAGCUGGGGAAAAAAACAUUAAGGUUAAGAGUCUCAAUGUCUUUUUGUGGUCCAGGACUGUGCCUUAAAACACGCAUAUAGUU
Cyprinodon tularosa is the source of this 748-nucleotide messenger RNA. RefSeq names its product olfactomedin-like protein 2B. The record is from RefSeq and is a predicted model, not a curated record. The transcript has 2 exons. The coding region runs from base 248 to 733 and encodes 161 amino acids. Lineage: Eukaryota; Metazoa; Chordata; Actinopteri; Cyprinodontiformes; Cyprinodontidae.